This is a messenger RNA of Pochonia chlamydosporia 170, 4245 nucleotides long. Its product is annotated as membrane-tethered transcription factor. Bases 1 to 4245 code for a protein of 1414 amino acids. The transcript has 3 exons. The record is from RefSeq and is a predicted model, not a curated record. Lineage: Eukaryota; Fungi; Ascomycota; Sordariomycetes; Hypocreales; Clavicipitaceae. Gene Ontology annotation, molecular function: protein binding.
AUGACAUCCGCAGGAGGCAGCGUCGCUGGAGGCCCUUUAAUAGCGGGAACAGGAAUGCCCAGCGGCGAUUUUCACGAAUUCUCCGACGAUGAAUUUGCGGCUUCCAACCUCUUCGACUUUUCAAACAGCCCCGAUACAUUACAGAGUCUGGAUGCCAUAGGCUCCAACGACCAGAAAUCUUUCUUAAACCCUCAGGAAUUGGCCACCACUGGACCAUUCCCUGAUUCGCCAAACGGCUCCUACCACGACUCAUCUUCCGAGUCGGCCUCGUCCUCGAAAAGGACUGGUAGCUCCGAUUCGUCCAAGACGCCUGUGGCGACUGGCGACACCAGCAUGGACGACGGAACCGAUAUGAAGAUGGACUGGGGUGCGGCCAAUUUUACCACUUUCGACGACGAUGAGAAUACAUUUACAUUCGGCCGUGAGGCUGAUUCUUCCAACAUGGAAGGGCUGUACGCAUUUGGCGAACACGACGACAGCUUUAUGGAUCGGUCCUUUGACUUUGAAAGUGCGUCAAGCAGCCCCGAGGCACAAGCUGCCGGCCGAACCGCCAUAGCAUCGCCAGGCAUGCCCACCAUCAAGACCAAUAGCCCGCACAAGGCGACCAGUCAAAACAAUAGCAAGAAGGCCAAGACGGCCACUCAUAAGAAACAAAGCUCGCAAUAUUCAACGUCGUCCAACGGUGUCAAAACGUCUGGUUCACGAGAGGUUUCGCCCAUGUCUGCCAUGGUGACCAGCCACAACUCAUCUCCGGCGGCAAACUUUUUCAACUCUCCUUCGCCCCUCAGCAACCACGUCAAUGGAAACACCAUCUGGCCGAACAGGGUAGACAUUGCGGCUGCCACAGCACCGGAUGCCUUGCCCACUCCCACACAGUUUGGCAAUCAGAUACCCCAGCAGAUGCCUCUUCCUCAACACAUACCACUUUACAACAGUGCCCCAGUCUACAACUUUACUGGCGGCUACGAAUUGAGAAUCCUGCCCACCCCGCUCAAGUCGCGGGUCGAGACACAAAUCCCUAUCAAGAUGACACUGUCACCGUUACCACCAGGCGUAACGAAGUUGCACUUGCCCGGUCACACCAUCUCUAAGCCAAAGCUCCUCGCACGGCCUACGCCUGAGCGAUCUCCAGAUACGCUCGAACUUCAUGUCGGCCUGGUCUGCACGAGUGCUAUGGAACAGGGCGACUUGAAGAAGAGAGCGUUGGAGAGAGCUGCCGUCGUACCACAAGGAUACCUUCCUGACCUUGAUGAUGAGGAGAACGCCCCACAGAAUGGAGGCGACGUCCGAAUCUGCGCUGGUUGCAUCACAAGAGAACGGAAGCGAGCUGCACGAAAGAAGAUCAAGAAACCAGAGGAAGAGAAGAUCUGGAGUCAGGACGAGGAACGACGUGUCAUUGUCUUCAAUACACAGGAAGUGAAGGAGUGGCAACCCCUCAGCGGCGUCUUGGAUGCCAACGGACGUCCUGACCCGGUGGUAACUCGCGCUAUGCAAAUCGACGCCCCCAUGCGAAUUGCUUGCUACUGCAGGCAUCACAACGAGAAGAUGGGGUUCAAUGUCAUCUUCACCAUCAAGGACUUUCAGGAUCGGGUCAUUGCACAGGCCAUGUCCAAUCCAAUCAUGAUUACGGAUGACCACAAGACUCACCCAAUGGCUCAAGUCUCGAAUCCACAAGUGUCAGAAGCGGUCACGUCGCACACCAUUCCGGUUCAUAUGCCUCAGCCCCAGCCGAUGGAGAAUAACCACAUCGUGCCAGCACCCAGUGGUCCAAAUGGGGCGUUCCAACUUCCCCAGAACAAUGGCGACAACAGUGUCCAGCGAGGUGGCCAUUCGCCGUAUUCUGGAUCUGUCACCUCGGGAAAGACGACUCCCACAAUGAGCACGUCGACAGUGACUGGACGGACUCUCUCUCGACCCUCGUCACCCAAUCAAGGCGGCCCGGCCAAGAAGAGAAAAUCCAGCAGCUCCAGAGUACCCAACGGCCUGACAAUGACGAGACUGGACACUUCGCCGCCGCCUGGCUCUCAAACGGCGUCAGCGCAGCUCUCCACGGCCACGUCUCCUUUCUCUCCCAACCCCAGUCCAUUCCAGCAACCUGAGCAAGUCUUUGGAGCUCUCAAUGGCCAAGCUCCGUUUGCCAAUGGGCCCCCAACCCCCGGCAGCAGCGACCAGGUGCCAUUCUUCUCAAACCGAUCUGCUAGCAUGGACAACCUGGCAAUGGCUCAGCUGUAUUCUGCACCCACAUCGAGUCACCCGAGCCGAGCCCCCAGUCCGAAUGGCCUGAGGAACAGUGUUGCCAACGGCAUGCAAAAUCAGUUCACACAAAGUUUAGCGGCUAACCUGUAUUCUCUGCCUCUGGGCGUCAAUCAACCUCGAGCGCCUCCCACCAUCCACAAGAUUAUUCCAAACGAGGGGCCGAAAAUUGGAGGUAUUGAGGUUACGGUCUUGGGUGCUGCGUUCUUCCAGGGUCUCGAGGUCUUCUUUGGCGAUCAAAAGGCGACAACCACAACAUACUGGGGCGACUCGUCUCUUGUUUGCCUGCUUCCCCCUUCACCCGUUGCAGGCACUGUAGCGGUCACUUUCAAGCAUCAAGGCGUGCCUGGCGCCCAAAACUUCUCCCUAGGCAAGCAGCCGCCUACCUUCAAGUAUAUUGACGACAACGAGGAUAAGCUUAUCCGGACGGCCCUCUCUGUUCUGGGUCACAAGAUGUCUGGCCAGAUGGUGGAUGUGAGCGAUCUCGCCCGCCGAAUUCUCAACGACGGCAACUCCACUUGGGCAAGCGGCGGCGGAUCGUCGUCAUCGGCUGGAGGUCCAAUGUUCAACCAUGCUGCCAACUCUCACGAACACCUCGAGUCGCAGCUUCUCAAGUGCUUGGAUCUCAUUGACCUUGAUGACAGUACGCACAAGACUCGUCUCGACCUUAAAAGAUCUACAGGUCAUACUAUGCUUCAUCUGGCCUGCUCACUCGGAUAUCACCGAUUCGUCGCUGCUCUUCUUGCUCGUGGAGCCAACCCCGAUGCUCGUGACAAGGGAGGCUUUACACCUCUGCACAUGGCCGCGAUCCACAACCACCCCGAGAUUGUCAGACGGCUGAUGCUUGUUGGGGCUGACCCGACGAUUCGAAGCUUGUCUAGUCUGACACCGGCGGACGUUGCCCAGUCACGAGCUGUCUUGCGCGCGAUCCGCCACUCUGAGCGACACGUGCGAUCUCGAAGUGGUGGCUCUCUCCACAGCCGAACCAGCAGUGCAACAUCGCUGCGGUCUCUGUGGGAGCCCAUGACGAGGGCACACACUCACGAUGAGCCGCUCCCUUUCGACUCGAGUGAAGAAAGCCCCGAGUACACGUCUGGCGAUUUUGAAGACGAGGAUCCCGACGAGGACCUCUACCUUACGAUGAGACGCGCCAGCUCUAUCAGACAGGAUGAAGAAUCCACCGAGGACAGCGAAGAACCAAGUCGACCCGAAAGCGGAAUGGCUUCUCCCACCACUGCUCUUGCCGCUGCCUUGAAGGACCAGGUCCAACAGCAGCUACAGCAGUUCCAACAGUCCAUGACGUUGCAUCUGCAGAACCUCGCCCACUUCCCUCAGAUGCCUGCGCUGCCCGGAAUGGCAAUGCUUCCCGAUUACCAGGCAUAUCUCCAGCGUGUCCAGCAGCUCAUGCCUGGCAUGUCUGGCCCACGCCCGGGAUCAGCCGGAGCAGGUGGCGAGAACCAAGGCAAAAUGGACGGUCGAUGGUGGGAUAUCAGCUCAUACAUGAACUACACUGGCACAGCGCCUCCUCCUGCGUAUGAAGACAUCUUCCCGCAUAAGGAUAUGGACAUCAAGCAGGAGUCCGCCAUUCGAGCUGCCGCGGACGCCGAAGCUGAUAUCAAGUGUGCUACCUUGUAUGACGAAGCGACAUCGAUGACGACGGUGACGACCACGGCGGCCACGGUUCGUGCCAAAGACGACGCGCCUGAGAUUCUCAAGAUUGGACGCAAGAAUGCCAUUACCAAGGAGCAACAGGAGCAGUUCCUUCGAGCGCGCGAGGUCAAGUUGAAGAGUCUUCGCAGCGACCGAAACCUCUUCUUCAUUUGGAUUCCUCUUCUCCUGGUCAUGGUGUGCGCUAUGCUGUACAGCUACUUUCCCUCGCUUUUCCCAUUCCUCUGGACUUCUGUUCGGGCCCUGGUGCAGGCUGGGCACAACCGAGCAUCUCGGCUGAUGAAUACGGCGCCGCAACGCGUUGUGGAAGUAGGACACGGAUGA